AUCAUCCCCAUCUUCCCCAUCCAGUCCUCCUAUAUUACGUCCACAGCCUCACUAGAUCCGCUCGAUUGUUAUUCUCUCACCCUUCUGUAUCCGAGUAAAAUCCAGUUGGUAGCGCUUCAAUUCAUCUCACCCUAUCCAUUCACCCCUUCCGUUCAGAACCUUCACGAUGGGCAAGAAGCAAGCCUCGCCCGCCUAUGUCCUGGGCGUGGGAAUGACCAAGUUCAUCAAACCCCGGGGCAAGGUAGACUACCAUGAACUCGGAUUCGAGGCCGGCGUGAAGGCCAUGUUGGAUGCCCACAUCAACUACGACGACGUUGAGCAAGGCGUUGCCUGCUACGUGUACGGUGACAGCACCUGCGGCCAGCGCGUCUUCUAUCAGUUCGGCCUCACCCAGAUUCCCAUCUACAAUGUCAACAACAAUUGCUCAACGGGGUCCACCGGACUUGCCAUGGCUCGAACCCUGGUCUCCCAUGGCGCCGCCGACUGCGUGCUCGUCGUGGGCUUCGAAAAGAUGAACCCGGGAAGCCUGCAGUCCGUCUACAACGACCGCGAGAACCCGACCGGUCAGUUUGGAAUGAUGAUGGCGGAUACGAGAGGCGUCACCAACGCCCCGGGGGCCGCGCAGAUGUUUGGAAACGCCGGUCGGGAGUACAAGGAAAAGUAUGGUGCCAAAAAUGAAGACUUCGCCGAGAUCGCACGGGUCAACCAUGAGCAUUCCAAGCGCAACCCUUACUCGCAAUUCCAGCAAGAAUACAGCCUCGAGCAGAUCCUCAAGGCGCCCAUGAUCCAUGAACCCCUUACCAAGCUUCAGUGCUGCCCCACCUCCGACGGCGCGGCCGCAGCCGUCAUCGUUUCGCAGGAAUUCCUGGAUGCUCGCCCGCAUCUCAAGGACCAGGCCAUUCUGAUCGCUGGCCAGCAGCUGGCUACGGAUAACGAGACGGUUUACAACCGCAGUGCCAUCGACCUGAUGGGAUUCGGAAUGGCCCGCAAUGCGUGCCGGGCAGCCAUCAAGGAGGCUGGCGUGAACGUGAAGGAUAUCAAGGUGUGCGAGCUACACGACUGCUUCUCGGCCAACGAGAUGAUCACCAUCGAUGCGCUCGAGCUGUGCGAGCCCGGAAAGGCGCAUGAGAUGGUCCGAAAGGGCAACAUCACCUACGGGGGCAAGAUGGUCAUUAAUCCCUCGGGUGGCUUGAUAUCCAAGGGUCACCCGCUGGGAGCGACCGGGCUGGCGCAAUGUGCGGAGCUGGUAUGGCAUUUGCGUGGUUGGGCGAACAACCGACUGAUCGACGGAACGGACGCCGCCUUACAACACAACCUGGGCCUGGGCGGUGCGGUCGUGGUGACCGUGUAUAAGCGGGCCGACGGCAAGGCCGCCAGUCUCGUCUCGUCCGACGCCGUUGCAAAGAUAACUGGCCUCGGAUAUAACCCGGCGGUCGAAGCCAAGGGGUUCACAGCGCAGCAGGCCCAAACGGUGCGGAGUAAGAAGCAUAGCGACGAAUGGGCGCUGUCGGACACCCAGGAGAGAGUGCUCGCUCGGUUCUAGAUUCCCCAUAGGUGUAUAGGUUUAAAGCCAG
Molecule: messenger RNA, 1574 nt
Organism: Aspergillus steynii IBT 23096
Lineage: Eukaryota; Fungi; Ascomycota; Eurotiomycetes; Eurotiales; Aspergillaceae
Product: putative sterol carrier protein
Exons: 2
Coding region: 167-1543 (458 amino acids)
Molecular function (GO): acyltransferase activity, transferring groups other than amino-acyl groups
Source: RefSeq, a predicted model, not a curated record